Zootoca vivipara (common lizard) is the source of this 4558-nucleotide messenger RNA. RefSeq names its product calbindin 1 (gene CALB1). The record is from RefSeq and is a predicted model, not a curated record. Lineage: Eukaryota; Metazoa; Chordata; Lepidosauria; Squamata; Lacertidae. Gene Ontology annotation, biological process: regulation of presynaptic cytosolic calcium ion concentration; regulation of long-term synaptic potentiation. Gene Ontology annotation, molecular function: calcium ion binding. Gene Ontology annotation, cellular component: dendrite; cytosol; synapse.
CGGGCGGAGAGUCAGUACCGCGGACAGCGACAUCCCCAGCAGCUGCAGCAGCACCGCCACCACCAGUCGCCGCCUUUUCUCCUUCCUCCACCCAAAGGUGCACGCCAUGGCCGCGGAGACUUACCUACAAGGCGUGGAGAUCUCAGCAAGCCAGUUUUUCGAGAUCUGGCGUCAUUACGACGCUGAUGGCAAUGGGUACAUGGAUGGAAAGGAGCUGCAGUGUUUUAUCCAGGAAUUGCAGCAGGCGCGAAAGAAAGCGGGCUUGGACCUGACCCCAGAAAUGAAAAAAUUUGUGGACCAGUUUGCAAGUUCUGAUGGAAAGAUAGGAAUUGUAGAGCUUGCUCAGGUAUUACCAACAGAAGAGAACUUCCUCUUAUUCUUUAGGUGCCAGCAGCUGAAAUCAAGUGAAGACUUCAUGCAGACAUGGAGAAAAUAUGAUAGUGACCAUAGUGGCUUUAUUGAUGCUGAAGAACUUAAGAGUUUUUUGAAAGACCUAUUGCAGAAAGCAAACAAGCAGAUUGAGGAUUCAAAGCUGUCAGAAUAUACAGACAUCAUGCUCAAGAUGUUUGAUGAAAACAAUGAUGGGAAACUGGAACUAACUGAAAUGGCCAGAUUACUCCCAGUACAGGAAAACUUUCUCCUUAAAUUUCAGGGUGUCAAAAUGUGUGGGAAGGAGUUUAAUAAAGCCUUUGAUACAUUUGAUUCAGAUGGGAAUGGCUACAUAGAUGAACAAGAAUUAGAUGCUUUGCUGAAAGAUCUCUGUGAAAAGAACAAAACGGAAUUAGACAUCAACCACAUUGCAACAUACAAGAAAAACAUCAUGGCCUUGUCCGACGGAGGAAAGCUUUACCGAACAGAACUUGCUCUCAUUCUCUCUGCUGACGGGAAUUAGAGCCCUCUGAUUACUUCCACUUAACUAGUGAUAUAUCUUUAAAAAACGACAACAACAACAACCCAACAACAAUAACUGUGCACUAUACGAGGGUAGGCUUUACUUUCUUUUAUAUCUUGUAAAUUUAACACUGCAUAUAGAUAAUUAGCCAGGUUAUGUGGCGCAUUCUUUUCAGCUUUGUUUCUAUACUGUUUGUAAUGUACAGUUUUUUGUAACUACAAGGUUGAUAAAGAGGAUGUCUAUGUUUGGGCCAGUCUGAUUCAUUUAAAGUAAUAAUAAAUAAUAAUAAUGAAUAAUAAUAAUAAUAAUAAUAAUAAUAAUAAUGACUCUUAAGAUGGAGAUAAGUGGGAGAUUUCAACACUCAGCUGAGACUGUUUUGGGCUUGUUAUGUACUUUGACAUUUGGGGCGGCUGCAGCAGCAAUAAUGAUCUCCAUUAAUGAAAUGGUUCUUCUCACUAUGGUGGAGAGAAACUCUGGAGUGGGGGGGAACUAAAAGUUGUCAGACUGCAACGCCCACCAGCCCCAGCCAGCAUGACUAGGCAUGAUGGGAGUUGUAGUUCAAAAACAUCUAGAGGACUACAGCUGCCUAUCCACCUUUCCAGAGCUGUCCUCCUGCUGCCUGUCGGCUCCAUCAGUGGACCAUAGGGAAAACCACUCUUAAGACGUGGAAGGGCUACUUAUAUUAUAAGCUGUCCUGGAGUGGCAAUCAUGCCCACUUUAGACUUGUCCCAUGGUACACUUGCUGAAAAGGUUGGCCCUGACUUUGGAGUUACUGGAAGCUGUAAAUAAAUUAUCAGGAAAGCAAGUCGGUAACUUGCAAACGAUGCUAGAUGCAGUGUUCAACUAGGUUGGGGGGAGAGGUCUGGGACUCCUGGCAAACAAGCAUUGAUAUUAGAGAAUGUAGCAGCGCUGUAGUUAAUUGUGUUAAUCCCCAAUGAGUUAUCAGUCUUACAGCUUUCCAUUUCCCCCUGACUUCAGAUCCCAAGGCUACAGGCACCUUGGGACACUGAGGAAUUUAACUUCAUGAGAAGCCUUUAAGCUACCUUGGUAGCCUAACAGGUACAACGAUGUCUUACUGUAUAAACUGCAAGCUUGGUAAGAAAAGUGUACAACAAAGGCAAGGCAGGCAGAAAAGGUACCACAAGCCGGCCUCUUUAUAACUUUUAAGGUUUGAUGAUUGCUGCUGUGUCAGAGAAUAUAACAAUCCAUUUUCUAAAAACUAUUUCCACUUGCAGAAUAUUAUAAUUCUAGCAAACUGCUGUUUUUACAUCAUUCUGUGUAAUCUAUAAUUAAAUUUAAUAUACUAAGACUGCUGGUGUCUAGUCUGUCUACUUCCUAUGUUCUGUUACUUUGGCAGGUGAUAAAGAAAUAACUUGCACUUUUAUACAGCUAGGAUCCACAACACGGUUAAGCAUGCAUUUUGCCCAGGUUAAUCUCAGUCGCCACAUUCUAGCCCAAACUCGUUUCCAUGAGAGAGAUAAUCGGGGAUAGCCCUUUCAUUUCAACAAGGCACGGCACCAUUCCACUGAAAUUCAUAGGACUUACUAAGUUAUGAAAAUCCUAUGCAUCUUUAUAUGAGCCCAGCUAAUUUUGUCUGUGAAUUAUCAGCACUGGAACUUAAACCACCUUUCAUUGUUUCUGGAUUAUGUCCAUUGGCUGCAAAAGGAUGGCUGAUAUCAAAGUAUUACCGCCCUGAACGUUUUGAAAAAGUGUAUCCUGUCAGAUUUCUGGACUACGUUAACAAUUGUGUAUGAGCAUUUAAAACUGUGUUACUUCUAGAACUCCCAUGUGUGCAAUGCAUUCAGUUCUUUGGUUUAAAACAUGGGCCCAAUUUUAGGAAGUAUGUUAAAGAGGUGGUGGCUGUACAUCCCAGUUAAAUCUAUGUAAUUUCUCCAGAAAUCUAGAAAUGAGAAGGAUAUGAAAUCAUGUAUAUUUGUGUUAAUUAAAUGGGGUUGUCGCUGCUUAUGAACAGGUCUGGGCUAAAUUUACUCCAUUAAAAAUGCUUACAAAGAUAUAUAUAUAUAUUUAUAUUUGAAGGGUGCUGAUUUAAUCCUUUCACCACUGGAUAGCUCAGUUGGUUAGAGUGUGGUGCUGAUAACACCAAGGUUGCAGGUUUGAUCCCCAUAUGGGACAGCUGCAUAUUCCAGCAUUGCUGGAGGGGGGGUUGGACUAGAUGAUCCUUGGGGUUCCUUCCGACUCUACGAUUCUAUGAAAGCUAGAAGUCAUUUCGCAAAGAUACAAAAUGGCCUCCAACGAGCAAGUGCCUUGUUUCAUUUCUGAAAAUAUGUACUAAAUUAGGAGUGUCUCUAGGUGAAAAAAAAGGAUUAACGCAUUAAGAGGCUUAGUUAAGUUCGGUGGCCUAUUUUGACAAUUCCGCUACAAGCCGAGUGAGCUAAUUCUUCACCUUCUCACUCACCUCUAACUUCUCUAUGCAAUGUAAAAUAUGACUGUAUUCUGAAAGAGAUACAAUGAUUUGAAUAUCUGCCUAGAGGCAUAAUUAUGAAUGGCAAAAUGAUUAAACUUAGAUUGACAAUUAAACCAUCGAUUUGUCUUUUCAUGCUCAACUGAAAAGGGGAAACCCCAUGCUGUGAAUGUGUAUGAUGCAAGACCGAUCAGAGAAGUGCUGGGCUUAACUUUUUCCCAAAUGAAAAGCAUUGGAAAUAUGAUUCCAUCUUUCUUUGAAAAGGAUAUUUUGGACCCCUCUUUCUCCCUGGGAUAUAAAAACUAUUAGGGUGCUCCCUUAUUAUGCAAAAAGCGAAGUAUUUCAAACAGACGUCAUCUUAAGAAAACACGAGAAGUCUGAACAUGGCAGAAAGUGUGCAAGACACCAAUCUUAUUUUCAUUGAUGACUCUGGUUCCUUUAAAGGAUCACGUUCUAUAAAGUUAGCCUAGGCCUCCAGAGGCUGACUCUUAUUGUGACUGUAUUAAGGCAGAAAGGAGGUGGAGAUGGGGAAGGUCUGAAUUAUCACCCCAAGUAGUUGCAACAAAAAUUAAGGGCUUCACUCUUCAAUUUGUUCUUUGCUGUACUUCAAGCACUGACCAGUGGCGGUUAGCUCGCUUGGUUGAAGUGUGGUGCUCAUAAUGCCAAGGUUGUGGGUUCGAUCCCUGUAUGGGCCAGCUGCAUAUUCCUGCCAUGCAAGUAGUUGGACUUGAUUAUCCUUGGGGUCCCUUCCAACCCCCACAAUUCUAACUCUUGGGCAGCAGAGCCUGGGGGAGCUGCUGCCAGCCAGAGCAGAUUGUUGUUGUUUAGUCAUUUAGUCGUGUGCGACUCUUUGUGACCCCAUGGACCAUAGCACACCAGGCACUCCUGUCUUCCACUGCCUCCCGCAGUUUGGUCAAACUCAUGUUCGUAGCUUCGAGAACACUGUCCAACCAUCUCGUCCUCUGUUGUCCCCUUCUCCUAGUGCCCUCCAUCUUUCCCAACAUCAGGGUCUUUUCCAGGGAGUCUUCUCUUCUCAUGAGGUGGCCAAAGUAUUGGAGCCUCAGCUUAAGGAUCAGAGCAGAUAGUAUUUGGCUUAAUGAAAGAAUAGUCUGAAAGCAGCUCAAGUGUGUUCACCCAGCUGUUGGAGCUGCCAAAUGGAAGUAGACCAGGGGUCAGCAACCUUUUUCAGCCGUGGGCUGGUCCACAGUCCCUCAGACCUUGUGGGGACGACGACUAUAUUUUGA